Molecule: messenger RNA, 256 nt
Organism: Sphaeroforma arctica JP610
Lineage: Eukaryota; Ichthyosporea; Ichthyophonida
Exons: 2
Biological process (GO): mRNA splicing, via spliceosome
Cellular component (GO): U4/U6 x U5 tri-snRNP complex
Molecular function (GO): U4 snRNA binding; U6 snRNA binding; protein binding
Source: RefSeq, a predicted model, not a curated record
AUGGAGAUGUUUCUUGUAUUACAGGCCCCUAAGCACACAAGUGGGGUGGGUUGCACAGCUUCGGGCCAUGAGGCACAGGUGGGGUGGGUUGCCUGGCACCCGCAGUCAGGCGUGUCACACACAGCCUCGGGGGUGAACUUGGCGUCGUGUGGGCAUGAUGGAUCGGUUAAUCUGUGGUCGCUGGAGAAAGAAGAGCCCAUUGCUGAGCUCAAGGGCCACUCACAACGGGUGGGGCGAGUGGCAUUCCACCCUUCGG